UGGGCCUCUCACUUCCGCCCAGGUGAGAGAGAGCGGCCGCCGAGCCCUCCACGGGCUCCCACCCGCGCCUCCGCAGGACCAGGGUCUUACUAAGUUGCUCAGGGCUUCACUAACUUGCGGAGCUGGCCUCAAACUUGUGAUCCUCCCACCUCAGCCUCCCAAGUCACUGGGAUUACAGGUUUCUUUAAAGGUGAUUGAAACAAUUAAUCCAAAAUGCCUGAAAAUCCUGCCACAGAUAAACUGCAGGUCCUGCAGGUCCUUGAUCGCCUGAAAAUGAAAUUGCAGGAUAAGGGUGACACUUCACAGAACGAGAAACUGAGUAUGUUUUAUGAGACACUAAGGAGUCCUCUCUUCAACCAGAUACUCACACUGCAGCAGUCCAUCAAGCAACUGAAGGGGCAACUCAGCCAUAUACCCUCGGAUUGUUCAGCCAACUUUGAUUUUUCUAGAAAAGGUUUGUUAGUGUUCACGGAUAGUUCUAUUACAAGUGGGAAUGCCCACAGGCCCUGUAAUAAUUUAACUGCAUCUGGGUUGUUUCCAUGGACCGAAAAGUUGGGAAAUGAAGACUUUAACUCAAUCAUUCAACAGAUGGCUCAGGGCCGGGAAAUUGAAUAUAUAGAUAUAGAACGGCCUUCAACUGGAGGCCUUGGAUUCAGCGUGGUGGCCCUUAAAAGUCAAAAUCAGGGAGAAGUUGAUAUCUUUGUGAAGGAAGUACACCCAGGGAGUGUAGCAGACAGGGAUCAAAGAUUAAAGGAAAAUGACCAGAUUUUGGCCAUUAAUUACACACCACUGGAUCACAAUAUUUCUCACCAGCAAGCAAUUGCAUUAUUACAACAAACGGGUGGAUCUUUGCAUCUGGUUGUAGCCAGGGAACCAGUCCACACAAAAAGCAGGACUUCUACCAGCUCAGCUGAUACAACUCUGCCUGAAACAGUUUGUUGGGGCCAUAUUGAGGAUGUUGAACUCAUUAACGAUGGCUCUGGAUUAGGAUUUGGAAUAGUUGGAGGAAAGUCAUGUGGCGUAGUUGUGAGGACCAUAGUUCCUGGAGGAUUAGCUGAUCGAGAUGGAAGACUUCAGACAGGGGACCACAUCUUGAAGAUUGGUGGCACGAAUGUGCAGGGAAUGACAAGUGAGCAAGUUGCCCAAGUGCUGAGGAACUGUGGGAAUUCAGUCAGGAUGCUUGUGGCUAGAGACCCAUUUGGCGAAAUUUCAGAAACGCCUCCUACUCCUGUGGCUUUGCCGGUUGCCCUGCCUGCUGCUGUUGCCAACACUAGCCCUUCCUCUGACAAUUCUUCUCUUUUUGAAACUUACAAUGUUGAACUCAUUAAAAAAGAUGGACAGAGUCUUGGUAUUAGAAUUGUUGGCUAUGUUGGAACAUCACAUACAGGGGAAGCUUCAGGGAUUUAUGUGAAAAGUAUAAUACCUGGCAGUGCUGCAUACUACAAUGGCCAAAUCCAAGAGAAUGACAAAAUAGUUGCUGUUGAUGGUGUAAAUAUUCAGGGUUUUGCAAAUCAUGACGUUGUUGAAGUGUUACGAAAUGCAGGGCAGUUGGUACACCUAACCCUAGUUCGCAGGAAAGCGCCAUCAUCUUCUUCUCUCCUGGAACGGCCUACAGACAGAGGAACUGUUGUAGAACCACCCAAAUCACCAGCUCUCUUUAUAACUGGAGCAGUGGAAACAGAAACUAAUUUGGAUGCAGAAGAUGAGGAAAUUGAAGAAAGAAUGGAUAAUCAAAAAAAGGACAGUAUACAAGCCUUAGAAAAAUUGGAAAGAGUCCCAAACACUCCAGAAAAUGAGCUGAAAUCCAGAUGGGAAAACCUACUGGGCCCUGAUUAUGAAGUAAUGGUUGCUACUUUGGACACACAGAUUGCUGAUGAUGCUGAGUUACAGAAGUAUUCAAAGCUGCUGCCUAUCCAUACUCUGAGGCUUGGUGUGGAAGUGGAUUCCUUUGAUGGGCACCAUUACAUUUCUUCAAUUGUUCCCGGUGGUCCUGUUGAUAUGCUGAACCUUCUACAGCUAGAGGAUGAGCUUCUUGAGGUCAAUGGUGUGCAGCUUUAUGGAAAAUCUCGCCGAGAAGCAGUUUCCUUUCUUAAAGAAGUGCCACCCCCUUUUACCUUGGUUUGCUGUCGGCGGCUAUUUGACGAUGAAGCCUCUGUAGAUGAACCAAUGACUACUGAAACCCCUCUUCCUGAGAUGGAGGUUGAAAACAGGAUAGAUGUCAGUCCUGAAGAUGAGGAUGAUGGGGAAUUAGCUUUGUGGGCUCCUGAAGUCAAGAUUGUUGAGCUAGUGAAAGACCAUAAAGGCUUGGGGUUCAGCAUUCUGGAUUACCAGGACCCUUUAGAUCCCACAAGAUCAGUGAUUGUGAUCCGCUCCCUGGUAGCAGAUGGUGUAGCAGAAAGAAGUGGAGAACUUUUACCUGGAGACCGCCUGGUCUCAGUCAAUGAAUACUCUUUGGACAAUACCACACUUGCUGAAGCUGUGGAGGUACUGAAGGCCGUGCCUCCAGGCACUGUACACCUUGGUAUCUGUAAGCCUUUGGUGGAAGAUGAGAAAGAAGAAAGUUGUUACAUUUUACAUUCAAACAGUAAUGAAGACAAGACUGAACCUCCAGGAACAAUUCUUGAUAUGAAUUCAUCUUUAAUACUUGAAGCACCCAAGGGAUUUAGAGAUGAACCCUAUUUUAAAGAAGAACUUGUGGACGAGCCAUUUCUAGAUUUGGGAAAUUCUUACCAAUCUCAACAAAAAGAAGUAGACAGCAGCCAAGAAGCCUGGGAAAUGCACGAAUUUCUGACUCCUCAGUUGCAGGAAAUGGGUGGAGAAAGAGAAAUGCUUGUUGAUGAAGAAUAUGAACUAUAUCAAAAUCAAUUUCAGUCUAUGGAGUUAUAUACCUCUUCUAAUGUUCAAGAGGCCACUCCUGUGCCCUCCAGGCAGGAACUCCACUUUGGUACACAGUGGUUACAUGAUAGCCACUCAGCUGGUGAACCACCGGAGGCUCAGAAUGCAGGACCCAUGAUGAGCAUGUACUCCCAGGGGACACAGCAGUACAGCUACAGCCCUGACCACACGAUGAAAGAACAUUUUGGCAUUGAUUCCCUCCCAUCCAUAUCCUCAACUGAUGGAGAUUGUCAACAUAGCAGAUUUGAUGACAUGGAAAAUCUUAGUUCAUUAGCAAAAAGCAGUCUGGAUUUAGAUUUGAUGAUUCCAAAUGAUGUCCAAGGUCCUAGUAUGCUUACUGAUCUUCCUGCUGUGGCUCCCAGAAGGGAACAAGAAGAUUUACCUUUAUACCAACUGCCCAGGACCCGAGUUGUUUCAAAGGCCUCUGUCUACCCAGGAAUGCUGUCUUCUAGAUAUGCUACCGAUGCAUGUGAGUUACCUGAGAGAGAAGAAGGUGAAGGAGAAGAAACACCAAACUUCAGCCACUGGGGUCCACCAAGAAUUGUUGAGAUUUUUAGAGAACCCAAUGUGUCUCUUGGUAUCAGUAUUGUUGGUGGACAAACGGUUAUAAAACGCCUGAAGAAUGGAGAGGAAAUUAAAGGUAUAUUCAUCAAACAAGUGCUAGAAGAUAGUCCAGCAGGAAAAACAAAUGCACUUAAAACUGGAGAUAAAAUCCUUGAGGUGUCUGGAGUAGAUUUGCAGAACGCCUCGCACAAUGAAGCAGUUGAGGCCAUUAAGAACUCUGGGAACCCUGUGGUGUUCGUGGUUCAGAGCUUGUCACCUACUCCGAGAGUCAUUCCUAACAUACAUAAUAAGGGCAACAAAAUCGCCAAAAACCAGAACCAAGACACUCCAGAAAAAAAGGAAAAGAGGCAAGGAACAGCUCCACCUCCUAUGAAACUGCCUCCUCCUUACAAAGCACUGUCUGUAGACAGUGAUGAAAAUGAAGAAGAAAAUGCAUUUACUGACAAAAAAAUCAGGCAAAGGUAUGCAGACCUACCUGGAGAACUGCACAUUAUUGAACUUGAAAAGGAUAAGAAUGGGCUGGGACUCAGCCUUGCCGGCAAUAAAGACAGGACACGGAUGAGCAUAUUUGUGGUAGGAAUUAACCCAGAGGGACCCGCUGCAAUGGAUGGACGAAUGCGAAUUGGAGACGAACUGUUAGAGAUAAAUAAUCAGAUCCUCUAUGGAAGAAGUCACCAAAAUGCAUCUGCCAUUAUUAAGACUGCCCCAUCCAAGGUCAAGCUUGUUUUCAUCAGAAAUGAAGACGCAGUCAAUCAGAUGGCUGUUCCUCCCUUCCCAUUACCAUCAAGCUCCCCAUCUUCUAUUGAGGAUCAGAGUGGCACAGAACCUGUUAGUAGUGAGGAAGAUGGCAACCUGGAAGUUGGUGUUAAACAAUUGCCUGGAAGUGAUAGCUCCAACCUGGAAGACCUGUCCCAGAUGAUUGGUCAAGGUGUGGUGGCAGACCAUCAGAAGACACUGGAGUACCCAACUGAUGAUGCUGCCAGCCAGAUGAAAGAGCAAAAAUAUUCAACAAAAGCCUCCUUCAGUUCACAAGAGAUACCGUUAGCGCCAACUCCAUCAUAUCAUUCAUCGGAUACCGACUUCACCAGCUGUGGUAGCUUCCAGGCUCCUCUGUCAGUGGAUCCUGCAACGUGUCCCAUUGUCCCUGGCCAGGAAAUGAUUAUAGAAAUAUCCAAGGGACGCUCAGGCCUUGGUCUCAGCAUUGUGGGAGGAAGAGAUACACCCUUGGAUGCUAUAGUCAUACAUGAAGUCUAUGAAGAAGGAGCAGCAGCCAGAGAUGGAAGACUUUGGGCUGGUGACCAGAUAUUAGAGGUUAAUGGGGUUGACCUGAGGACCUCCAGCCAUGAGGAAGCCAUCACAGCCCUGAGGCAGACCCCGCAGAAGGUGCGACUGGUGGUGUACCGCGAUGAGGCACACUACAGGGACGAGGAGAACUUGGAGAUCUUCCCUGUGGAUCUGCAGAAGAAGGCCGGCCGAGGACUGGGCCUGAGCAUUGUUGGGAAACGAAAUGGAAGCGGAGUGUUUAUUUCUGACAUCGUGAAAGGUGGAGCUGCAGACCUGGAUGGGAGGUUGAUUCAGGGAGAUCAGAUCCUAUCUGUGAAUGGAGAGGACAUGAGAAAUGCCUCUCAGGAGACGGUGGCCACCGUACUCAAGUGUGCACAGGGGCUUGUGCAGCUCGAGAUUGGAAGACUCCGAGCCGGUUCCUGGGCCUCCUCGAGGAAGACAUCGCCAAACAGUCAGGGGGAUCUGCACGGCACACACAUCAGCUGUCGGCCUUCCUUGGCCCCUGUCAUUGCUGGCCUACAGAACCUGGUUGGCACCAAAAGAACUCCAGAUCCUUCCCAGAGAAGUUCAGGCACAGAUAUGGGACCAAGGACUGUUGAGAUAAUCAGAGAGCUCAGCGAUGCCCUUGGAAUCAGUAUUGCAGGAGGAAAAGGGAGUCCCUUAGGAGAUAUCCCUAUAUUUAUUGCCAUGAUUCAGGCCAGCGGAGUGGCUGCACGUACACAGAAGCUUAAAGUUGGAGAUCGGAUUGUCAGCAUUAAUGGGCAACCUCUGGAUGGGCUGUCUCAUGCCGAUGUGGUUAAUCUGCUGAAGAACGCCUACGGGCGCAUUAUCCUGCAGGUUGUAGCAGAUACCAAUAUAAGUGCCAUUGCCACUCGGCUUGAAAACAUGUCUACAGGCCACCACUGUGGCUCACCCACUGCUGACCACCCUUCAGAAGACACAGAAACACCUCCACCUAAGAUUAUUACUUUGGAGAAAGGCUCUGAAGGAUUGGGGUUUAGUAUUGUAGGGGGUUAUGGAAGUCCCCAUGGAGACCUGCCAAUUUAUGUCAAGACUAUAUUUGCAAAGGGAGCAGCUGCAGAUGACGGCCGAUUAAAGCGAGGUGAUCAGAUUUUAGCUGUUAAUGGUGAGACCCUGGAAGGUGUCACUCAUGAGCAAGCUGUCGCCAUUCUAAAACACCAGAGAGGGACUGUAACCUUAACUGUGCUGUCGUGAGCCACAGGCCCUGAUCACAAGACAGAUGCUGUUAUUUAGAAUAUCCAUAGGAAGACGAAGUUCAGGGUGAAGAUAAAAGGCCACCUCAAGUAAAAUUUACGAUGUUCUUACCAUCUCGUUCUCUCUGCUCAGGAGACAGGCUGAGGUUCCAAGUGAUUUUUCCCAAACCAACAGUCAUCUGCCUGAUUUUUCCCAGCUUCUGUCACCUCUGGUGAAGUUAAUUUCUAAAGUCUGAAUGAACAAGUCUUUUCUGUUUUGCCUGUAACAUCAAUGUUUGCCAAUUAGAAGUAACUGGUUUUGAUUAUAUUUGCUGAAAUUGGAGUUAACAGCCUCCUGUUCCUUACCCCUUCUCUCCCCCCACCCUGUUCAGACAGAUGCCUAAUAGCAGCUCAGAUCUCAUGUGAUGAACAGAAGCAAAUGCUAAGCCACUUGUCAUCUCACUCAUGAUUUACUUGUGCUAAUUGUCUCUUCAAGUAAGCCAGCAAACAUUAGCAGUGAAAUUAAUUCCCCCAUGACGAAAGACCCAUAUUCUCCAAAGGGAAAUUACUGUACUCUCUUCUGGAUGACUUAUAGUCAACUAAGUCUCAAAUUCAUUUCUCUGGAUGAAACUUUACAUGUUAGUCAUUGGUGAUUUUGAUGAGUCAAUUUGCAGACUGUAAUCUCCUAAAGAUUCUGAAAGGCUUUCUAAUUGCUUUCUGAGCUACAAAAGUGCACACCACUGAGCAAUUGCUCCUUCUUGACAAGAACAAUUAACCUCCAUGUUCUGAGUUCUAACAAUGCUAACAGGUUCUAGUCUGUGAAGUUCAUCUGGAGUUAAUGGUGUCUCAGGCAGCAUCAUCCACACCCCUCAGUCUUCAUAUGAGGAAGUAGAAGCCCCAGAGGUCACCAAGCUUUGCCUCAAGUCAGAUGAGCUCUGGGUGGCCUUGGCCUUGUGCAAAGUACAAUGACUAGUUGGAUUAUCCUCCCUUUACCUCCAUACCAGCCCACACAACAGCACAGACUGUAGGAACUAGGUGGAACUACAUGCUUCAUCAUUAAUAACUGAGCAAACAAAGUGAGCCUAGGAACCAGCAGGAGAAAACGCCUGGCUGAUGUUUCCUGGCCCCGAGGGUGCCUCUCUUUUGCUGAAGUUUGAUAUGCAAAGAAAGCAACUACAGCAGAAAAUAUAAUCCCUAUAAUGUUGAUUAUGGGCCUUCUUGUUGACAUAUUAGCAGGAAAAGGGCGAAGAUGCUUCUUAAUGAAUGUUCUAGGGUCUUCUAUAAAAACUUACCAUGAGGAUAAAUAUCAGAGUCAAUAAUAGAAGUAGUUCAGCACUAUUUAACUAUAAGACAAUGCUGCAGAUUGUUCACAGUAAUUACCAAAAUUUAAUGGGCUUUAAUUUAAAAUCUUAUUAAUAAAUAUAGAUUUUGCUGGGUGCCAUGGUGCAUACCUGUAAUCCCAGCCACUUGGGGGGCUGAGGCAGGAGGAUGGCAAGUUUGAGGCCAGCCUCACCAACUUAGUGAGCCCCUAUCUCAAAAUUAAAAAAAUAAAAGGACUGGGAUGUAUCUCAGUGGUAGAGCACCCUGGGUUCAAUUCCCAGUACCACAAAAAUAAGUAAGUAUAGAUUUUAUUUGAAAAUUGUCUUUGAGUAGGUAUAAUCACAAAGUGCAUUAACUCUUGUUGGAAUACUUUGUGGCUAUUCCAAAGUAUAGAGUGCCUAAAUUUUCUUUUGAAAAUGUAUUUCAUGACUGGUAUUGAGUUUUUCAAGAUGAUACACAGCUUUUCGAAUUUCUCAUAUAUCCAGGAUCUCACUUUCCAAUGCAUGAGAAGCCACCAGCCUCAGAAUGUUCUGUUUUAACUAUGUCUGUAAGAACACCUCAGGCAGCCAAAGUGAAGUGAAGCCCAAUGACACUUGAAAAUGCACCUUAGAUAGAUACAUAUGCACAUGAUUCUUUUUAAAUGUAAUUCUGCUUAAUUUUGAUGGAAUAGCCAUUAAAUAUACAUUUUUAAAUAA
This is a messenger RNA of Marmota monax (woodchuck), 7951 nucleotides long. It is a transcript of the gene Patj, whose product is annotated as PATJ crumbs cell polarity complex component. Gene Ontology annotation, molecular function: protein binding. The record is from RefSeq and is a predicted model, not a curated record. The transcript has 46 exons. The coding region runs from base 214 to 5958 and encodes 1914 amino acids. NCBI's taxonomy places the organism in Eukaryota, Metazoa, Chordata, Mammalia, Rodentia, Sciuridae.